GUUUCUCCUCUUUUUAUCUUUAUUUUAGCUGAUUUAGUAAGAGAUGAGAUAUGAAGUUUCCAGUUGAGAUUUUGAGUUAAGGAUAGACCGAGGAUGUUUAGUGUUGAGGAAGGUGAUAGCUGAGUGUUGUCAAAGAAUAGUGGAUAGUUGUUUGGAAGAUUGUGUCGAGUAGAUAGGUGGAGAAACUGUGUUUUUGAGGCGUUGAAGGACACCAGGUUCCUCUUGCCCCAAUCGGAAAUAAUAGUAAGGUCUGAGGUUAAGCGUUCUGUUGCCUCCAGCCUUGAAUCGUUAAGUUCCUGUAGGGUGGGUCUUCUAUUAAAAGAAGUUGAGUAAUGCAGAGUGGAGUCAUCGGCGUAAGAAUGGAUAGGACAGUUCGUUUUGGAAAGAAGAUCAUCAAUGAACAACAGAAAGAGAGUGGGAGAUAGGACAGAACCCUGUGGGACACCACUGUUAAUAGGUUUAGGGGAAGAACAGUGACUGUCUACCACAGCAGAAAUAGAACGGUCAGAAAGGAAACUGGAGAUAAAGAUACAGAGAGAAGGAUAGAAACCGUAGGAGGGUAGUUUGGAAAGCAAAGAUUUGUGCCAGACCCUAUCAAAAGCUUUUGAUAUGUCCAGCGCAAUAGCAAAGGUUUCACCGAAACGGCUGAGAGGAUGACCAAGAGUCAGUUAGGAAGGCAAGGAAAUCACCAGUAGAACGCCCCUUGCGGAAACCAUACUGGCGAUCAGAUAGAAGGUCAGAAGUGGAAAGGUGCUUUUGAAUCUUCCGGUUAAGGAUUGACUCAAAAACUUUAGAUAGACAAGAAAGUAAAGCUAUAGAACGGUAGACGGUAGCAUUGCUGCGUGUCCUACUCGGCUUCCUACCCGUUUUUUUUUUUUGUUUUUUUUACAAUCAAAACCCUUUUAAAAUCUACUUAUUAAGCUUUUCAUCCAUUUAUAAACUUCAGCUAAGUCUCCUCGUAACCCUUCCCGUUGUGAGAAAUAUAACAAAAUUUUCACCAGUUUCCUACAUUUUCCUUCUUUUUCAUGAAGAAAUUUAGCAUUUCUUAUGUGCCUUCAAAUAUAUUUAGUGUACAGCUUUUUCCGUUUGAUCUCUGUAUAAGCUGCAGUGUUUCAUUAGCGGCCCAAUAAUUCCUAAUAUUAUUCCAGAUCUCUCCCUCUUUCUUCAUUUUAUUUUCAACGCAGUAUCUUGUACUAUUGGCUAUUGUAAUGCUUAAUUAUGUAGGACUUCUUUUCUCUCUCCUCUAUCCCUUCCUGUGAACCCUGACAUUCACGCCUUCUAGUAAUGGCUGUCACCCUCGUCUCACUUGCACACAGAUACGUUGCUCCCCUGCCGGUGAUCAGGUUCGUGCACGUUUGAUUGAGCGCCGAGGUGAGGUGGCGUGAGGAGCCCCACACCUUCCUUGACUCCCCGUCUGACCUUUGGGCCGGGCCUCAACCCCACGCCCCUUCCCCAGUGCCAUCCUGACGGAGAUGUCCCAGGAGCACAAGGGCCUGCUGUUCCCGGACGCCCACCUGUCAUCCCUCCUCAUCCUCUCGCCGGGCUGCCACACGACGUCGCUGUUGAGGUCCGCGCGGAAUUUCUCAUCCAGCCUUUUGCUCUGCCUGUCUCCCCUUCCGCUUAUGAUCUUCAGGCAGACCAGACACGGGCGAGUAGUGGAGGCUGACGAAGCGGGUGCAGCGGCGGCCGUGAGAGAGAGGCAGAUGUAAAGGUCAGAGAGAAAAGGGAACACUGUGCGAUAAAGAAGUGAGAAUAACGAAGUGAAAGCCAGGAACAGAGGAAAACCCGAGAAGCAAAGCGAAGGAAAGUUAAAAAAAACGGAGUGGCGCAAACAAGAACAGAACACGGAACAAGAGAAAAAUAACGAAGAGUAAGUACAAGCCGGUCAAGGCCAUUCACUUCAGGGAGGGGAGAUGAUGGAGCCAGGGCGUGGGGCGCGGAGGGGGGAGGAGGAGGACGGUCGACGAGAGACUGGAGGAGGCUGCAAGGUGAGGGGCGCUUGAUGGUGUCCGGUGAGGCUUCUUGCAAACCUUCACUCCAGCUGGCACGCCCCGCCCCGCCCCGCCCCGCCCCCCUUCUCUCACACUUCCUCCCUCGGCCACUCAGAUCUUCAAAGACAGCACGAGGAAAUCAUCUCGACACUCCACGCUACACAUAUUUAUAUAAAAUAUUUGGUCGGCGGGGCAAGAGGGAAGUAAGCCCAGACGCCUGAGAGUGAAAACGAAAGACAGUGAGGUAGUGGGUCUCCUUUUUAAAGCUUUGCACCAUGUCAGCCGGCGUUGAAAAUGCUAACAUCGGCAGCAUCUCCGACAAACUCCUGACGCAGAUCAUUCACAACCUUCAGGCCUUCCCUAACGAGACGAUGGACCUGACUCGGCCGCACCUCCGCCCCUCCCUCUCCCGCGUGUACCCGCUCUACAUCUUCUUGUACAGCGCCCUCGUGGUGUGUGGCAUGGCGGGCAACGCGGCCAUGAUCGCCCACAUCCUCCGCCGCCGCCUGCACAGGAACCCCACCAACGCCUACCUCAUGAACAUCGCCGUGUGUCAAUUCGUGAUGAGCUUCCCACUGCUGCCGCUCUCCCUGGCCAUCCUCCUCGUGCAGAACUGGGUCUUCGGCAGCUUCCUCUGCUACUUCGUCCCCAUGAUUCAGGACGCGCCCAUUCACGCCACGAUGGUCACGCUGGUGGUGGUGAGCGUGGACCGUUACCGCCGCAUCGUGUACCCGCACAAGGCCCGCCUGCCGCCCUUCAUCGCCGUCCUGGGCGUGUGGAUCACCUCCGUCUGCGUGGUGCUGCCCUACGCCAUCUACAUGAACUACAUCGACCUGCAGGUGCUGUUCGGGAACCAGUUCAAGGGCGCCGGCAUCUGCACCGUCAACCUCGGGGACGACAUCGCCGAGUACAUCCGGGGCCUCUUUAUCAUCCUGUACGUGCUCCCCUUGGCGGUGAUCGGGUUCGUGCAGGUUCGAGUAAGCGCCGAGCUGGGGCGGCGUGAGGGACCCCUGACACUAGCUGUCCUGGACCACAGCACCUCCCGUGGCUCACCGUCUGACCCCUGGACUACACCACAGUCCCUGCGUCCCUCCUCCAGCGCCAUCCUGACGGAGAUGCCUGAAGGACACGAGGGCCUGUUGUUCCCGGACGCCCACCAGUUGCCGUCCUUCCUUGCCCCCUCGCCAGGCUGCCACACGCCGUCGCUGGUGCGGGGCCGCGCAGACUCCCUCUACCAGCUUGAGGGGACGGAAGCCGAGGCGGUGCUGGAGAGGAGGACGCAGCGCUACCUGGCAUCCAUGGUCACAGCCUUUGCCCUCUGCCUCUGUCCCCUUAUGAUCCUCAGGUUGGUCAAGAACAUGGUGAUGGAGACGUACGAGAACUCUGGCCACUUCGACAUCACGUUCAUCACCUUCGUGUGGGUCGCCUUCCUGCCCACCGUCACCACCCCGGCCCUGUACGCGGCCUGGCGGAUGAAUCGGUCCACCAAGGAGAGGAUCAGGAGCUACCUUCACAUGGGCUGGCGCGGGCGGGGGUCAGGCCACGCCCAGAAUUUCACUCCGAUGCUAUACUCCUGCCACCCACGCCUUUCCAUGGACCCGCCCUCCUCCGCCCCCACUGCUUCCCCCACGCAUCGCCACUUGCACAGCCAGGCCAGUGACCACCCCCCGUCUCCCCGCCCCACCACCCCGCUCUCCGCCAGCCCCUUGCCGCCUCGCCAAGACCACGUCAGACCUUACUCCCUGGCGCUACCCUCCUGAGGCUGAAGGAAUGGCCACAUGCGUCGCUCGGACUAAGCGGGUUCAGAAUGCUUCACCAAGGGACUGGCAGCCUCACCCUCACGCCGGACGCUGCCGACGCUCCGAGAGUGAAGGACUCCUGAGGCACCUCCUGAAAGGUUCUUGUUCAUUGGUUGGCGUCGUUAGGGAAAUCAAUAUGUACUUGGAUUACUUGUUAUUUGUUACCAGUAUAUCAGAGACUAUAUAAUUAGCAUUUACCAUAAGGCAACACCAAAAAAAUAAUCUUCAUCUGUAGUUCGUUUGUGUUGUGAGGCGAGAAAGUGGGAGGUGGAGUAUGUCCAUGAAGCAAUUCAGUAAUUAAGUAAUACUCUGUGUUAUCAGUGGAUUGUCACGUAUUGGUUAGUUUGUUUUAGGCGUCUGCUCAUAACGCUAAGGCGUAGCUAUUGUUCAAGGAUCUGGCCGCAUGUACACAAAUUAGGUUAACUUAUGUUUAAACUUAGGCUUCGUGUUCUUCGUGAUUAGUGUUUUCCUGUCGCGUGGUGGUCUGCUGGCCUCGAGGCGUGAGUUGCCCAUAUGUGAUUCCUCGGCGGUAGUUGCUUGACAUCAGUUCUGAAAGCAUGGCGAUGACGCAGAGGUUGGCGUGGUGGGGAAAUAGUGAACUCUUCCUUGCUGCUUUUCUCAUGUUUGAGAGGCGUCAGGCACGGACAGAAUUACAUAUCUAGUGCUUCCUUCCCUGUAACAGAGUGGUUCAGGGCCUGUGCACCCAACCAUUUUUUUUAUCAUCCGCAGAUUUCAUUAAAUCACUCAGACUUGUCAGGCUAAUGCCGCACCAAACCGAUACUUAAGUUUGCUUAUUAUUAUGCUUCUCGGAAGGUGAGGUUGUCCCUUGUUAUUGUGUGAUUACCGAGACACCGUCAUGGCGUCGUUUAAAUCAAAGUUGCAUAAAAAUACUAUUACUUCUUUUUGUUAAGUGACAAAGACAAGUCUAGGCCCCAUGAAGGAGUAGCGUAAAUCAACUACCAAAGGGUCCGAAUAUAACUACUGUUAACCUUCCUCUCCAAGUACCUGAACUCCGCCAUUUACGAAUACCAGGCCCCGUCAUCCUCCCUGACGUCUAGCCCUGCAGCUCCCCUUCCUUUAGCCAGCUUUAACUCUGCUUUAUUUCAUCUUCGCCACAGAACGGCCGCUUACAGCCUUAUAAAUGUAGAAGUAAAGUAAUGUUAGGGGAUAAGACUAUCGGUGCGCGUGGCCUCGGUGCUCAUUUUCGUCGCAUUGGUCCUGGAGCCUCUGGUGGGAAGAACCCACAGCCUCGGGGCACAAGGUCAGUGUGACUUGGAAUUAACACAGUAACCUUCCCCAGGCUUCCCCAGGUACCCGUUCAUCGCCCACCCCGAAAGGAAAAGUGAGCAGCUGGGUGAGCCUGGAACCCGGGCCCACGGAUUCGUAGCUCGGCACGCUAACCACUCCACAACAAAAGCGCAUAAACACGGCACUAAAACGAAAUAAGUUUCAUAAUAUUAUCAUGGAGACUAAAUAUCAGACAUUCACAAUAUCCCACUGAUGCUUUCUCUCUCUCUCUCUCUC
Molecule: messenger RNA, 5314 nt
Organism: Eriocheir sinensis (Chinese mitten crab)
Lineage: Eukaryota; Metazoa; Arthropoda; Malacostraca; Decapoda; Varunidae
Product: orexin/Hypocretin receptor type 1-like
Exons: 10
Coding region: 2267-3751 (494 amino acids)
Biological process (GO): neuropeptide signaling pathway
Cellular component (GO): membrane
Molecular function (GO): neuropeptide receptor activity
Source: RefSeq, a predicted model, not a curated record